AAACAAAAUGUCGCAUUUUGACAUAAUAUUGUGAUUGUGAUAAGAUUAAUCAGUGAUAACAUGAACAACCUAUUAACAAUCAAUUUGUUUUUACUUUCUAAUGAGAUUUUAGCUAAAUUAUGUGCGAUUAAUUACUAUUAAAUUCGAAUCAUUACUAACUUAUUUUAAUAAAAUAAAAACGAGUAUGGUGAUAAAAUGGAAGUAUUUUCAAGGAGAUGGCGUUACUCCAUAAUAAACAACACUUUUUCGAAGUUAAUUUUAGGUGUUGUUUUUAUUUAUUUGUACUGUGAAUACCUCAUUUACUAUGUUACCCAAAUACAGUGUGGAUGGCCAUCUCUAACUAAAAGGAAACCGAAUGAUAUGGAGCCAGUUUAUGCAAUGAUAAUCGCAGACACACAUCUGCUGGGCUCCCGCAAUGGCCAUUGGCUCGACAAGUGGCGGAGGGAGUGGCAAAUGCAUAGGGCAUUCCAGACUGCCAUAACUUUGCACCAACCUGAAGCUGUUUUUGUUUUAGGUGACCUCUUUGAUGAGGGCAAAUGGUGUUCUCAGACUGAAUUUAAUGACUAUGUCGAAAGAUUUUAUCAUCUUUUCAAAGUCCCUGAUGGGACUACUAUGUAUGCAGUAGUAGGAAACCAUGAUAUAGGGUUUCAUUACAGGAUAACGCCGCAUCUAGCGAAUAGAUUUGAGAGUAAAUUGAACGCGCCGCCCGUUCGGCUUGUAAGCAUACGCGGGAACCACUUCGUUUUGAUUAAUUCCAUGGCUAUGGAAGGCGAUGGAUGCUCAUUAUGCUCUCGGGCGGUUGCAGAAAUAGACAGGAUUUCUGAUAUUUUAAAAUGCAGCAGUGGAUCUGCUCUGUGCAAAGGCAAAACAAAGUUGCAACUUUACAGCCGACCCAUAGUGAUGCAGCAUUAUCCAUUAUACAGAGAGUCCGACCGCAUCUGUACGGAACCAGAUGCAGCACCUCCGUCCGUGAGAAACAAUUUGUUCGAGGAACGAUGGGACUGCCUCUCCAAAGAGUCGACAGAAUAUUUAGUGGAGAGCUUGCGCCCGCGGACGGUUUUCGGUGCGCAUACGCAUCACAGUUGUUUGGUGCGACACAGCUUCGUACCUACACCGAAUCACAAAAUUGAAUUUAUCGAAUACACGGUUCCGUCCUUUUCGUGGAGAAAUAGGCUGGAUCCUAAAUAUUACUUGGUAACAGUAAGUCCAGAUGAGCUGAAAGUUACAAAAUGUGAACUGCCGAGUGAGUGGACGAUGCAAGUAACCGCUGUGCUCUUGUUCAUCGCGUUACUCCUCUACCUGAAGUACUUCAGCCGGACUACCAAUGUCUUCAAUUACAAGCAUUUGUCGGGUAAAAAAGUAUAGUUUCUACGAGACACGGCAGGCAAGGCAAGUGAAUACCUAGUUACUUCUGGAAUAAUAAAUAUUAUUUAAUACCUUUA
Molecule: messenger RNA, 1442 nt
Organism: Maniola jurtina (meadow brown)
Lineage: Eukaryota; Metazoa; Arthropoda; Insecta; Lepidoptera; Nymphalidae
Gene: PGAP5
Product: metallophosphoesterase 1
Exons: 8
Coding region: 196-1365 (389 amino acids)
Biological process (GO): GPI anchor biosynthetic process
Molecular function (GO): hydrolase activity
Source: RefSeq, a predicted model, not a curated record